Penicillium lagena is the source of this 804-nucleotide messenger RNA. RefSeq lists its product as uncharacterized. Bases 1 to 804 code for a protein of 267 amino acids. The transcript is spliced from 2 exons. NCBI's taxonomy places the organism in Eukaryota, Fungi, Ascomycota, Eurotiomycetes, Eurotiales, Aspergillaceae. The record is from RefSeq and is a predicted model, not a curated record.
AUGAUACUUAGUGAUGCUUGUGAAUGGGAGAACUUUGAAUCGAUCUUCCACCCCGGAGCCUACGUGUACACGACCUGGUCCGGCCGAGUCUCCUACAAAAGCUUCAUAGCAGCCUCCAAGGCUGGAAUGGACAAGGGCGCUUUUAUAAUGCACCGCUGCCACGGUGUCACGACCGAUAUCACGCCCGAUGGCAGUCGCGCGGUAACCAAGAUGAAGGCUACUAUCACUCAGCGAUUCACCAUUGACAACGCGGAGGUCGAUGCAGAGGCAGAUUGCCGUUUCUGUUUCUUCUUUGAGAAAGUUGACGGUCGCUGGGGUGCGCACUUUGUCAGGCACUGGUACGAGAAGGAUAAGUUGAUUCCUGUCAAUCCGAAUAAAAUUCCGAAGCUGGAUGAGGAGAAACUUAACUCCUAUCCUGAGGGUUAUAAGUGUCUUGCCUACUGCCAGGAGCUUACUAUGGGUAGGGUUAUCGCCAGUCUGCUUCUGUCCACCAACACUCUGCACUGUUCCCUGUGCACCCUGUCCAACAUCCUUCGUAGUGUUGCCCAGACCAUCCGUCGCACCGGAGACGGUCUGACCCAACCCUUCAGUAGCUCCGCCGACAGUCUUUCCGAGGCCACCCACGGUGCUGCCUACCGUGUUGGUGACGCCGCCCACUGUUUUGCCGAGGGUGUCCGUCAAACCGCCGAGAAGGCCGGGGUCUAUAGUUCAGAAGGACGCGUUAGUUCAAGGGAGGUUGAUGACGUGGACAGCGCGAAACUUACUGUUGUUCUGUUGAGACAUAUUGGGUAUAUUGUGAAUUAA